ACUACAAUUGGAAUUUGAGUACGGCGGGUAUUUUUGGACAGGAGAGGCGGAGGAUUUAUAUGAUGCAUCGCCGUCCGACGGUGGUGCCGGAGAAGCUUUGGGGAUAUUAGAUGAACCAAGUAUGGUGGAGCCUGCAACAAUUCCGGCACAUUUUGAAGACAUGCAUUGCCGAGAGGGACCUUUCAACCGGAAAGUCUCUCCAUGCUAUAUACAUCAAGUCCUUUCUUAUCCCGCCGUCUACCUACAUUUCCAACCACUUCAUCCUCCUCUACUCCAAAUGCCGCCGCCUAUCCGACGCCCGGACGGCAUUCGACUCCACCCCCUUACCGAAUGUGUUCUCUUACAACGCCAUUGUCGCUGCCUAUGCUAAAGAAUCCCAGCCGCAUGUUGCCCACCAGCUGUUUGAUCAAAUUCCCCAACCAGACCUCGUCUCUUAUAAUACCCUCAUUUCCGCCUAUGCCGACCGUGGAGACACCGUCCCUGCUCUUCAACUGUUUCUUGGUAUGAGGAGAAUGGGGCUGGACAUUGAUGCGUUUACGUUGUCGGGGGCAAUCACGGCUUCUUGUGAUGAUAAAAAAUUGAUUGUUCAGCUUCAUUCUUUGGCUGUUUCGGGUGGGUUUGAUGCGUAUGUUUCUGUAAAUAAUACGCUCGUUACCUGUUAUAGUAAAACUGGCCAUUUAGCUGAGGCCAAGAAGGUUUUUGAAGCAAUGGGAGAGAUUAAAGAUGAGGUUUCCUGGAACUCGAUGAUUGUUGCUUAUGGACAGCACCGGGAAGGGUCAAAAGCUCUGGCUUUGUAUCAAGCAAUGGUGCGGAUGGAGUUAAAGGAGGACAUGUUUACCUUAGCCAGUGUCUUAACUGCAUUUACAUCCAUGGAGGACUUUCAUGGUGGGCUUCAGUUUCAUGCUCGGCUAAUCAAGAUGGGUUUUCAUCAGAACCCCCAUGUUGGAAGCGGCUUGAUUGAUUUAUACUCAAAAUGCAGUGGUGGUAUGCUGCAUUGCAGAAAGGCGUUUCAAGAAAUUCCUGAUCCCGACCUAGUUCUCUGGAACACCAUGAUAUCUGGGUACUCGCUGUUUGAGGAGUUCUCCGAAGAGGCUGUUGCUUACUUUAGGCGCCUGCAGCGUGCUGGCCAUCGACCUGAUGAUUGCAGUUUUGUUUGUGUGAUCAGUGCAUGUUCUAAUCUGUCGUCCCCUCUGCAGGGGAAACAGAUUCACUCUUUGGCGAUCAAAUCUUACAUUCCAACAAACAGAAUCGCGGUGAACAAUGCUCUGAUUGCAAUGUAUUCCAAGUGUGGGAGUCUUCAAGAUGCCAUGAGAAUAUUUGAUAGGAUGCCUGAGCAUAACAGUGUGUCCUUGAAUUCCAUGGUUGCAGGCUAUGCUCAGCACGGGUGUGGCAUGGAAUCCCUUGUGCUUUUUGAACAGAUGCUUGCAGGGAAUAUGGCUCCCACAAGCAUAACAUUCAUCUCAGUCCUGUCUGCAUGUGCACACACUGGAAAAGUUGAGGAAGGCAAGAAAUAUUUCAAUAUGAUGACUGAGAAAUUCGGGAUCGAACCAGAGGCAGGGCAUUACUCAUGCAUGAUUGAUCUUUUGGGUCGAACCGGCAAGCUGGAGGAAGCAGAAAGCCUUAUUGAAACCAUGCCAUACAGUCCUGGAACUAUUGGCUGGGGCUCAUUGCUUAGGGCUUGUAGAACACAUGGUAACAUAGAGCUAGCAGUGAAAGCAGCCAAUCAUUGUCUUCAGCUGGACCCUUCAAAUGCAGCUCCAUAUGUCAUGCUUGCAAAUAUGCACGCCAGUUCAGGGAGAUGGGAAGAAGUAGCAGCCAUCAGAAAGCAAAUGCGAGACAAGGGAGUGAAAAAGAAGCCGGGAUGUAGCUGGAUUGAGGUAGAUAAGAGGAUACACGUAUUUGUAGCUGAAGAUAUUUCGCACCCGAUGAUAAAGGAAAUCUAUGUGUUCUGGGAAGAGAUGUUAGAGAAGAUGAAGCAGGCAGGGUAUGUGCCAGAUGUGAGGUGGGCUCUCAUCAGAGACGAUGGGGUUCAAGAAGAAGAGAAGGAGAGAUGUUUAAGGCAUCACAGCGAAAAGUUGGCUGUUGCCUUUGGGCUGUUGUCAACAAAAGAUGGCAUGCCUAUACUUGUCAUCAAGAACUUGAGAAUAUGCGGCGACUGUCACAACGCAAUCAAACUCAUUUCUGCUAUAACAAGAAGAGAGAUCACUGUGAGAGAUUGCCACAGGUUCCACUGUUUCAAGGAUGGGCAAUGUUCUUGUGGGGAUUUCUGGUGAUAAAUUUCUAAAUUUCUGGCGUUUUAAUCAUUGUGUCAACAUUCUUCAGCCAAGAACAUGGUUAGAGAAAGAGAUUAUGGUGUUUCGCAAAUAGCUAUCAGUUGAUAACUUAUUCCAUUAACUGAUAGUAUUAGCUGA
This is a messenger RNA of Ipomoea nil (Japanese morning glory), 2411 nucleotides long. Its product is annotated as pentatricopeptide repeat-containing protein At3g49710. Bases 111 to 2273 code for a protein of 720 amino acids. The record is from RefSeq and is a predicted model, not a curated record. Gene Ontology annotation, molecular function: RNA binding; zinc ion binding; protein binding. NCBI's taxonomy places the organism in Eukaryota, Viridiplantae, Streptophyta, Magnoliopsida, Solanales, Convolvulaceae. The transcript has a single exon. Gene Ontology annotation, biological process: RNA modification.